GACAGAAUAGAAGAAAAAGCUGCCAGCUUCAUUUCUCUCACUCUCCAGCCCUGUACAGGUCAUAUUGUCUUAUCUUCCUUCUGACUGUAGAACCAGGUUUCCGGUUAUUCAGCAGAAAAGGGAAGGCAACUAGCAGGGGGGUUUGCACGAAUAAUUCCUAAAUAAAAUACGCCAGUGCCAAGUCCUGAACCGUGCGGAGGGUGGGGAAUAGUGACGUCACCACAACUUCUCCCACUACACCAAACCCUCCGGCCCCCUGCUAGUAGCUUUAUAAAGAAUGGAGGGCCAUCAAAUGGGUCACAUUACUGAGGCAGAAGACCCCCCAGAGCUGCUCGCAGUCUUCUGGGAGAACACAAGGCUACAGACUGCAGAACCGCUAGCAAGAAGUCUCCAACAAUGAAGAAGAUUGAAACAUGUCUUCUUGGCCACCGAGCCAUGACCAUCUUAGUGAUUGUCCUCUUUGGUGAGGUCGUAUCAUCCACUAAAGAGGUCCUUCAUAACCGAGAGAAGAGAGGAACAAGGACAUAUAAAUCUCUGUGCGUGGAAAAACUCUCAGGAAGAAUCUACACAGAUGACGACACCUGGCUGCGUCCUGCUGGGCGGAGGGUGGAGUUCUGCCGAUGUGAGAAGGGGCGCAGCCGGUGCCACAGUGUACCAUUCAUGGAUUGUACCGAAACCAAGUGCUACAAUGGUGGACUUUGUGUAAAGGCUCUUUACUCCCCGAAUUACCUGUGUAAAUGCCACAGCGGGUUUACCGGAGAGCACUGCGAAAUAGACACUUUGGCCUCCUGUUACGAGGGCACAGGACAGUCCUACCGGGGAAACUACAGCCGGACAAACAGCGGCCUGAGCUGCGUGAAUUGGAACUCCCAGUCACUUAGUCAGAAGAUUUACAACGCGCAGCACAAGGACGCACAACAACUUGGACUGGGAAACCACAACUAUUGCAGGAAUCCAGAUGGUGAUAAAAAUCCCUGGUGUUACAUAUUUAAGAAUGGGAAGUACAGCUGGGAUUAUUGCAGCGUGCCAGCCUGCCGAGCAAACACUACACACUGUUACUCUGAGCGAGGGACCACAUACCGGGGAUCGUGGAGUACCGCCAUAUCCGGUACCAGUUGCUUGCGCUGGGACUCGCCUUUGCUGAAGAAAAAGCAGUUUAGUGCCUGGCAAACUAGUGCCCGCAGAUUAGGACUUGGGAGCCACAAUAACUGCAGGAACCCGGACAAUGAUGUCCGCCCUUGGUGUAAUGUGAUGAACGGCACUGAGAUAUCCUGGGAAUUCUGCGAUGUCCCCCGAUGCACUACUUGUGGAAUCCGACGACCCCAGCUAAACCCACGCUUUCGAAUCGCUUCGGGUAGAUCGGCACAUAUAACCUCUCACCCAUGGACGGCGGCCAUCUUUCGUGUGUCCAGGGGCGUUGAGUAUUUUCGUUGCGGAGGGACGCUCAUAAACCCCUGUUGGGUGGUCACAGCGGCCCAUUGCUUCCAUGAAGAGUCUUCGCCAAGAUUACUACGAGUAAAACUAGGGCGGACAUUGCAGGUUGUGCCUGGAGAGGAGGAACAAAGCUUCAGAGUGGAACAAUUUCACAUUCACCCUCAGUUUGAAGAUUUUACCUUUGACAAUGACAUUGCUCUUCUAAAGCUCAAGUCUUCUUCGGGGUCAUGUGCUAUGGAGACAGACAGCGCUCGGGCAGCAUGUAUGCCUGUCAGGGACCAGAUGCUACCGGACUGGACAGAAUGUGAAAUCUCAGGAUUCGGGAAGCACGCACGAAAUUCCCCAUUCCUGUCUGAGCAGCUUAAGGAAGGUCGUGUAAGGUUAUAUCCCGACAAGCUCUGUACCCCCAAACAACUAGCUAACCGUCUGGUGACGCCAAACAUGCUGUGUGCAGGUGACUCAGUGAACCAGGACGACGCUUGCCAGGGUGAUUCCGGGGGACCACUCGUCUGCUCCGUUGAUGGGCGCAUGCACCUUUUUGGCGUCAUCAGUUGGGGCGAGGACUGCGGGGUAAAAGACAAGCCUGGAGUUUACACCCGAGUGACCCGCUAUAUAGACUGGAUACAGGAUAAAACAGGCAUUAGAUUGAACUGAGACCCGAUGGACACUACUGCAACCAUUCAAACCACUAAAGACCAUGCUGGAAAUGGCGGAGACCAAAGACUGUACCCAGCACUACUAACAGGGGCCAGAUUUAAGCUGUGCAAUAAGUAUAUUGGAUAUUUAUGAUUUUUUAAAUAUAUAUAUAUUUAAUCGUACAAAGGCCAAGGAGAAACUUCAGAGCAGGACUUGAGACUUGGAGGAGUAUUAUUCAGAAAGUCGGUUCCUGUUCUGAGAGUUGAUUCAGCUGGAAUCUGCAAGAUGACACUAAGUCUUAGUAAGAACACAGAAAUCUUAUAGAUCUGUAUAGAUCCACAAUAUGGAAAUGCUGAAGGAUGAUUCGGAAUGUAUUACUAUUACCGCAUAGUAGUUUAUUUUUUGUAUUGAUGGGUAAAGUCAACUGUACUAUAGUCAGUACUUUAUAGGUCAGUGUUUCCCAACCAGUCUGCCUCCUGCUGUUGCAAAACUACAACUCCCAGCA
Molecule: messenger RNA, 2575 nt
Organism: Hyla sarda
Lineage: Eukaryota; Metazoa; Chordata; Amphibia; Anura; Hylidae
Gene: PLAT
Product: plasminogen activator, tissue type
Exons: 15
Coding region: 397-2088 (563 amino acids)
Biological process (GO): plasminogen activation
Cellular component (GO): extracellular region
Molecular function (GO): serine-type endopeptidase activity
Source: RefSeq, a predicted model, not a curated record